AGCAGAACGCGAUCCGCAUCGCCAUUUCAGGUCAUUGUGACCCGAUUCCUCGCACAGUGCGGAGCACUAGGAAGCAAAGUUCUUCAAACUCGCAAGUUUCUUUAUUCGCGAAAAAGUUCAUCGCUUGGCAAAGAUGAAAAUUUCAACAUCAGUUGUGCUGAUACUCCUUCUGGCUGGCACUAUCAACGUGGAAGCUGGUCCGUUAGCUGCUGGUAUUUGCUACGCUGGAUGUGCAGCCGUAGUGACUGCCUGUUUCGCCGCAGCCGGGUUCACCUUCGGCACCGUACCUGGUGCACAAAUUGCGGCCGUCCCAGCCCUGGUCGCAUGCAAUGCAGGAUUCGCCACCUGCGAAGCUGCCUGCGUAGCAGCAUUGCUCACGCCUACACCGUAAGGCAAGAAUUGGAAGGAAAUAUCGCCAAAAUAUCCCACCAAUGCAGCUUGAACUCUACCUACUACGCCGUAAAUAUUGUAUUUCGA
Diprion similis is the source of this 477-nucleotide messenger RNA. RefSeq lists its product as uncharacterized. The transcript has a single exon. Bases 134 to 391 code for a protein of 85 amino acids. NCBI's taxonomy places the organism in Eukaryota, Metazoa, Arthropoda, Insecta, Hymenoptera, Diprionidae. The record is from RefSeq and is a predicted model, not a curated record.